Cordyceps fumosorosea ARSEF 2679 is the source of this 822-nucleotide messenger RNA. RefSeq lists its product as hypothetical. The coding region runs from base 1 to 822 and encodes 273 amino acids. The transcript is spliced from 2 exons. The record is from RefSeq and is a predicted model, not a curated record. NCBI's taxonomy places the organism in Eukaryota, Fungi, Ascomycota, Sordariomycetes, Hypocreales, Cordycipitaceae.
AUGGCCAGGCAGCUACCAAAAAUACAAGCACACUUCCGUACGCGCCAUGGAUGGAAAAAUAGCCGCAACGCUGGUCGACCUGAUCUCAAGCGCAAGAGAUCUCCAGCAGAUGAAGAGGGUGGCGUGAAUGUGGCUGACACACCAAUAGAACUACAUUGGAGGGAGAACGUGCCGAACAGAAAAUUGCCUACUCUUGCACGCCGUCGAUCUGAUGCUGAACCGAUGCGAGAGGACGACCAAACGACCAACGAUACGAGCCGUCUUAUUCGAUGCUGGCUUGUGACGUCAAAGCUCAACAGCUACCAGGCAAACGCAUUUUCAGUUAUGACCGAGCCGAGUACGAGGUACCGAUACCGACAGACAUGGAAGAAGUUUAUUGCAUUCGUCGUGCGAGAGUGGCUGCUACCUAGCCGGAUUAGAAGGCAGGUUAAGGUGGCCUUAUCGCUCGAGAUACAACGCGAAAUUCAGCUGUUAUGGGAGCACCAGCUCUGGAACACCCCGGACAUGACAACUGGAAAAUGGCCCAAUAUACUCGAUCGUCGAUACAGUCUAGAUGUGCAGCACAUUCCGACUCUGGAGAAGGAUGUGAACACGGCCGAGUAUGACAUGGAACCAGAAGGGAAUACUGUGGACGAUAGUGGCUACAAUAGUGCUGAGGAGACUGACUGGGAGUCCGAUACCAGCGCUACGGAGUACAAUAGUGAGGCAGAUGAGGACAAAUGGCCAUGUACAGUUCAGCCCGAGAAGAGCAGCCGUAACCAUGAGCAUAGGACCAGGUGUGGAAGCACAGUGCUUGAGGAUCAACGCAGAUCGAGUUCUUAG